Messenger RNA from Spizellomyces punctatus DAOM BR117, 902 nucleotides. RefSeq lists its product as uncharacterized. Gene Ontology annotation, biological process: regulated exocytosis. Lineage: Eukaryota; Fungi; Chytridiomycota; Chytridiomycetes; Spizellomycetales; Spizellomycetaceae. The transcript has a single exon. Gene Ontology annotation, cellular component: lysosomal membrane; trans-Golgi network membrane. The record is from RefSeq and is a predicted model, not a curated record. Bases 255 to 842 code for a protein of 195 amino acids.
GCGUCCAUGUCCACCACAGAGUGGAGAGCGGUGUCUUAUGGUAUCGCUGUGUUGUUUGGCUUUCUGCUUGCCAUCCUAUUCAUUGACUCCGAACACCUUCCGGACGUCGUGCUGCUAUUAGAGAGUAUUUCUGUUUGGACCCUGAGGUUCCACCCAAAUCCAAUGUGAUACGUAAUGCGUCAGCCAACUUUUAAAGACCUGCAUAGGCUUGAACAAGCUCUUCCUGUUCGACGUCCUAAGUUUUGCUGUCCACCAUGACGAAAAACAGAACGAAAGAAAGCGUCCGGCAAACAAAUAACCGGCAUUCGUCCUUUCAUGGAUACCAGCUCGCAGUAAUCGCUCAAGUGAUCUUGGCGGCAAUCUUCUCGUACACAUUCAUAUUACAAACCGACCACCACUUCAGUGCUCCGUCACCGACCUGUGGGCAAUGGCCGCUGCUGCAUGCUUUUCGGCUUCUACCACUGUCAGCCAUACCUUUACUAUUAGGAGUUUUUUUGGUCGGUAUUUUACGAUUCUUAACACCUGCCAUCGACCCGACAGUUAGCCCCAUUGGCAGAAAUCACACGAUGGAUGUGUUCCAACGUUACCUGCAGAACACCGUCGAGCAGUUUAUGCUUCACUUUGGCGCAGUAACUGGAUUAGCUGCGUGGGACGAUUGCAAGCAUGUUCUACCUCUUGUGAUGCUGUUUGUCAUUGCACGGGUAAUCUUUCUAUUGGGUUAUUUGGCGACUAGUGACGGAAGGUACCGGGGAGUUGGAUUUGCGAUGACGGUAUGGCCUACCGUUUGGGCAUUGGGCCGGUGCUUAUUGUACAUUUUGAAGUUUGCUUGGCGUCGAGAUUAAUGGCACAACUCUCAUGCAACCGUCCAGUGUUGUCUUUAGAGAAUAGCAGGCAAAUCCCAA